AUGGCAAAGCUACAAUUCCAAAUGAUUUCAAUUAUCGUCGUCGCAUUCGUCGCCCUUGCGGCGGCGCAAUCCGACGAUUGCACGAAUGUGGUGGUGAGCAUGUCUCCGUGCCUCAACUACGGCAACUCCUCCGCUGCCCCGACGGCGGCAUGCUGCACGCAGCUGAACACCGUGGCCCACUCCCGACCACAGUGCUUAUGUCAAGUAUUUAACGGCGGAGGAUUAACCGUUGACCAGAGUCAAGCUCAAGCCCUCCCAACGGCUUGUAAUGUCCAAACUCCCCAUCUCAGCAACUGCAAAGGGGGUGGAUCAUCAUCACCUGGAAAUGGCUCCUCCGAUGCAAGUGCAACCUCCUUUGGAUUUAAUCGAUUCUUUUUUAUUUUGCUUGUUUUUGCUACAUAUACAUACACAUUUUGAGUUUGUCUAUGGCGGGUGGGAGUUGGUGAGCGGGGGUUUAUGUCCCUACAUUAAUGAUUGACUUAUAAAAAUUCAUCUACAAUGUAUGACCAACUUUCCUUAAUUGUAACUUUAGUUAA
This is a messenger RNA of Salvia splendens (bonfire salvia), 536 nucleotides long. Its product is annotated as non-specific lipid transfer protein GPI-anchored 5-like. Lineage: Eukaryota; Viridiplantae; Streptophyta; Magnoliopsida; Lamiales; Lamiaceae. The transcript is spliced from 2 exons. Bases 1 to 417 code for a protein of 138 amino acids. The record is from RefSeq and is a predicted model, not a curated record.